Cimex lectularius (bed bug) is the source of this 1841-nucleotide messenger RNA. RefSeq names its product transmembrane protein 120 homolog. Bases 668 to 1726 code for a protein of 352 amino acids. The record is from RefSeq and is a predicted model, not a curated record. The transcript is spliced from 9 exons. NCBI's taxonomy places the organism in Eukaryota, Metazoa, Arthropoda, Insecta, Hemiptera, Cimicidae. Gene Ontology annotation, cellular component: membrane.
UUGAUCAACUUAAUAUUUUUUAUUCGAUAACAUUUUUACAUCUGGUAUGGACAAAAUCUUAGCUUUCGGGGAAAUGGUUUAAUUAAAUUUUAAGUGAACAUUAAAUGAAGAUUUCUAUGAAUUUUUUCACAGGUUUGCCAAAGAGAAAAUUACAUCGCUCGGAGGUUAGUUUUACAAAUGUACAAGGAAGGGGGAUAACACAGAAGAAGAAGAUUUCAUUGUCGAAAAGACGAAGAGGAUGUGGAGGAAAGGACGAUGGCACUUGUGGGUCAGUUUGUAGAACGGGUGACGACCGUCAUCGUUAAGCCCUUCGCUUUCCACUCCGUCUCUACGCACUGCCGUGAGUCGCGGUUACCUUCUCGUAAGGUCUGACUCCCGUCUGUAAAUCAGUGGUCUGGUCGAUGGUCAUUCGACAACACGCUUUUCACUGAAACUCUACGUGAGGAACCUGACAACACGAUGCCCGCCCCAUAGCCGAGUCGUUUUCGAACGAACCGAAUAUUCGGGAGGGUGUGACCCGGCCCUGUGCCUAAUACACACUGUCACUUCAUUCUGCAAGUGGUUGCCGAGUUUUCUUUCUACCACACGUUCAAUAAAUCAUCCACCCAAGAUCGAUUUAUUCCCUGCCUUUUUAACUUUUUAAACGUUCUUUUCUAAUUUUUUUACAAUGGAAUAUCAGUCGUUAGACGCCUGUGUAGAGACUUGGGAAGAAUUGGGCAAGGAGUUCAAAGCACUAGAGGCAUUUAACAAAGAAUAUUUAGAAAAGAUGGAGCAACUUUGUGAAAUGCAAUCAAGAUGUUCCAAAGAAAUUGGACAUCAUCAUUAUCAAAUGGGACGCAUCAAGAAAUCGAUUAAAAAUUUUAAUAUCAGAGAGCCAGAAGAAAAAGAAAAAAUAAAGAGAAUGCAGCAUGAAUUCGAAAUUCGAGAGCAAAAUCUAAACGAAAUAGCGCAAACACUACCCAAACCAAACGGAAUGUACCUCAAAAUAAUAUUAGGGAAUGUUAAUGUUUCUAUACUGAAUAAAAAUGACAAGUUCAAGUAUAAAGAUGAAUAUGAAAAGUUCAAACUUGUUUUAAGUGUCAUAGGCUUUUUAUUAUCUGUUAUCAACCUUUGCACCAACGUAAGGGCUCUUGAACUUUCGUUUUUAUUUUUAUUAGUUUGGUAUUAUUGCACAUUGACAAUUCGGGAAAGUAUAUUAAAAGUGAAUGGUUCAAAAAUUAAAGGUUGGUGGAGAUUACACCAUUUUAUAUCAACAGUUGCUUCGGCAGUGUUACUAGUAUGGCCCCAAUCACCAUCUUGGUACAUAUUCAGGCCUCAGUUUAUGGUGUUUAAUGUUUAUAUUAGUAUAGUCCAGUACCUUCAGUUUAGGUAUCAGCAAGGUGUGCUUUAUAGAUUGAAAGCACUUGGCGAAAGACACAACAUGGACAUAACUAUAGAAGGAUUUCAUUCUUGGAUGUGGAGGGGUCUUGGAUUUUUGUUGCCUUUCCUAUUUUUGGGCUAUCUGUUCCAGCUUUACAACGCUUGGGUGUUGUUCCAACUGACAUAUGAAGUUGAUUCCCCAUGGCAGGUUUCUGUACUGGCAAUGCUCUUUUUUAUAUUAUUUAUGGGCAAUAUGAUCACUACAUCAAGUGUUAUACCACAGAAAAUAAAGGAAAAUAGAAAAAGAAAAGAAGAAAACAAGGCUGAGCAUAAAAACAACAGGGGUGAAAAUCACAAAACAAAUUAGAGACCGUGUUGUUGACAAACACAAAACGAAUAAAAUAUUACUUUAUUUAUGAAUAAAAAACAAUGUAAAUAAAGGAGAUUGGCUUAUGGAAUAAACAAUCCUUAUUUUCCUAUAA